Molecule: messenger RNA, 234 nt
Organism: Peniophora sp. CBMAI 1063
Lineage: Eukaryota; Fungi; Basidiomycota; Agaricomycetes; Russulales; Peniophoraceae
Source: the annotation of a GenBank genome assembly
AUGCUGAUCAAAGUCAAGACCCUUACAGGCAAGGAGAUCGAACUUGACAUCGACCCCGAUGACAAGAUUACCCGUAUCAAGGAGAAGGUCGAAGAACAGUCGGGUGUGCCACCGCCUCAGCAGCGUCUCAUCUUUGGUGGUCGCCAGAUGAAUGAUGAUAAGACGGCGAAGGAACUCAACGUGUCCGCAGGCGCCGUGCUUCAUCUGGUCCUGGCGCUUCGUGGUGGUCGAUGA